This is a messenger RNA of Drosophila busckii, 924 nucleotides long. RefSeq names its product protein twisted gastrulation. Gene Ontology annotation, biological process: regulation of BMP signaling pathway. The coding region runs from base 1 to 924 and encodes 307 amino acids. Lineage: Eukaryota; Metazoa; Arthropoda; Insecta; Diptera; Drosophilidae. The transcript is spliced from 2 exons. The record is from RefSeq and is a predicted model, not a curated record.
AUGCUGCAGGUUCUCUGGCUGCUCUUGCUACAUUUGAUUUUCACUUUGGCCAACGAUGAUGGCUGCAACGAGAUGGUCUGCGGCUCGGUGGUGUCCAAGUGUCUGCUCACGCAGAGCUGUCAGUGCAAGCUGAACGACUGCCACUGCUGCAAGGAUUGUCUCAACUGCUUGGGUGAGCUCUACACCGAGUGCUGCGGCUGCCUGGACAUGUGUCCAAAGCAUCAGGAUGCGCUCAGCUCGUUGACUCCGCGCUCAGAGAUUGGCGACGUCGAUGGCCUGCCGGAGCUCUUCGACACUAUCACCGCUGAGGAUGAUGAAGAGUGGUCCACCAUACGUUUUCCCAUGCGCGCUGGCCUUAAGACGCCAACGGACUCGCAGGCACCUAGACAAAAGUCCCAAGUGCCCACUGUCAACUGCACCGUGAUCUAUGUCAACUCCUGCAUACGUUCCAACAAGUGCAAGCUGCAGUGCGAGAGCAUGGGCGCCAAUAGUUAUCGUUGGUUUCACGACGGCUGCUGUGAGUGCGUCGGCGCCCAUUGCCUCAACUAUGGCAUCAACGAGAGUCGUUGCAGCGCCUGUCCCGAGGAGCAGGAGCUGCUCAACGCCGAGACAGGCUACAGCGAUGCCGAGCAGGAUCUAGAGCGUCUCUUUGGGUUUGAGGACGAGGUGCCAAACGAUAUGUGGGACUACGGCGAAGACGAUGAUAUGAUGCUGGGAGGAGUGGGAGCUCGUCGCAGAAGGGGCUCAUCACCGAUGGCACGUUUAACGAAUACCGCAAACAUAUUUAGUCUGGAUGAGAGCAUUGCCAAUGGCGAUGGGGGCAUCAAGAGUGCGCUUAACAAGCGCAAACGUGUCGCUACUGGCAGUGGACAUGAGAAUUUUGCCUUGGCCCAAACGCGACUCAAAUUGGGUGACAUUAUGUAA